Molecule: messenger RNA, 2383 nt
Organism: Nannospalax galili (Upper Galilee mountains blind mole rat)
Lineage: Eukaryota; Metazoa; Chordata; Mammalia; Rodentia; Spalacidae
Gene: Capn2
Product: calpain 2
Exons: 16
Coding region: 376-2103 (575 amino acids)
Biological process (GO): proteolysis
Cellular component (GO): cytoplasm
Molecular function (GO): calcium-dependent cysteine-type endopeptidase activity
Source: RefSeq, a predicted model, not a curated record
GUGGGAAGCCAUCCACCCGACUGGAGUUUGAGCCCCAAUAUUUUGGCAUCCCAGCUUGCUAGGGUCCAGCGCGGCGGGACCGCCAUCCCGGCCGCCGGCCGCAGGUGGCAGCAUCGGGCCCGCGGUCCUUCUCCGUCCGGCCUGCGCGGUGCAGUGUCUCUGGCUGGCGGCGUCUAGGGCCAGCGCCGAGCAGGCCGGGAGCAGUGGCGGAGGCCACACCCCGCGGCCCGGGCGCUUCCCGCCGGUGAAUCAUCGCCCGAAGCUGCGGCUCCGCAGUCCGCUGCAGCGCCCCGGGCCUGGCCGCGCCCCAGCCGAGCGCAGCGCGCCUGACUCCGCACCCCGCACCCUGCGCAUUGCGCCUGCCGGGCGGGUACCAUGGCGGGCAUCGCAGCCAAGCUGGCCAAGGACCGCGAGGCGGCCGAGGGGCUGGGGUCGCACGAAAGAGCGGUCAAGUAUCUCAACCAGGACUACGAGACGCUGCGGAACGAGUGCCUGGAGGCCGGGGCGCUCUUCCAGGAUCCCUCCUUCCCCGCCCUCCCGUCGUCUCUGGGCUUCAAGGAGUUGGGGCCCUACUCCAGCAAAACUCGGGGCAUCGAGUGGAAGCGGCCCACGGAGAUCUGCACUGAUCCUGAGUUCAUCGUUGGAGGAGCCACCCGCACAGACAUCUGCCAAGGAGCCCUGGGGGACUGCUGGCUGCUGGCCGCCAUCGCCUCCCUCACUUUGAAUGAAGAAAUCCUGGCUCGAGUUGUGCCCCUAGACCAGAGCUUCCAGGAAAACUAUGCAGGGAUCUUCCACUUCCAGUUCUGGCAGUAUGGCGAGUGGGUGGAGGUGGUGGUGGAUGACAGGCUGCCCACCAAGGAUGGGGAGCUGCUGUUUGUGCACUCAGCAGAGGGGAGAGAGUUCUGGAGCGCUCUGCUGGAGAAGGCCUAUGCCAAGAUCAAUGGGUGCUAUGAAGCACUCUCAGGGGGCGCCACCACCGAGGGCUUUGAAGACUUCACAGGAGGCAUUGCUGAGUGGUAUGAGUUGAAGAAGCCUCCUCCCAACCUGUUCAAGAUCAUCCAGAAGGCUCUACAGAAAGGCUCUCUGCUUGGCUGCUCUAUCGAUAUCACCAGCGCUGCCGACUCCGAGGCCGUCACGUACCAGAAGCUGGUGAAAGGACACGCGUACUCGGUCACCGGAGCCGAGGAGGUUGAAAGUUCAGGAAGCCUACAGAAACUGAUCCGCAUCCGCAAUCCCUGGGGACAAGUGGAGUGGACCGGGAAAUGGAACGACAACUGCCCCAACUGGAACACUGUUGACCCAGAAGUGAAGGCAAAUCUGACUGAACGACAGGAGGAUGGGGAGUUCUGGAUGUCUUUUGGUGACUUUCUAAGGCACUACUCCCGUCUGGAGAUCUGCAACCUGACCCCUGACACCCUCACUAGUGACUCCUACAAGAAGUGGAAGCUCACCAAGAUGGACGGGAAUUGGAGGCGAGGCUCCACAGCAGGGGGCUGCAGAAACUAUCCAAACACCUUCUGGAUGAACCCUCAGUACUUGAUCAAGCUGGAGGAGGAGGAUGAGGACCAGGAGGACGGGGAGAAUGGUUGCACUUUCCUGGUGGGCCUUAUCCAGAAACAUCGGCGACGGCAGAGGAAGAUGGGCGAGGACAUGCACACCAUUGGCUUUGGCAUCUACGAGGUUCCAGAGGAGCUAACCGGCCAGACCAACAUCCACCUUGGCAAAAACUUCUUCCUCACCACCCGAGCCAGGGAGCGGUCAGACACCUUCAUCAACCUCCGGGAGGUGCUCAACCGCUUCAAGCUGCCCCCGGGAGAGUACAUCGUCGUGCCUUCCACCUUUGAACCCCACAAGGAUGGUGAUUUCUGCAUUCGUGUCUUCUCAGAGAAGAAAGCUGACUACCAGGCUGUUGAUGAUGAAAUUGAGGCCAACAUUGAAGAGAUUGACGCCAAUGAGGAGGACAUCGAUGAUGGGUUCAGAAGGCUGUUUGCUCAGCUGGCUGGGGAGGAUGCAGAGAUCUCGGCCUUUGAGCUGCAGACCAUCUUGAGAAGAGUUCUAGCCAAGCCACCAGGGAAGACUUGGUUGGAGGAGACUCUGAAGUGACAAGAGAGGACAAAGUUUCCAGGGUCUGGAGAUGAAGGAUCACAUCCACCUUCUACCUACUUGCUCUGUGGUCUAAACCAAGUUAUACAGACUGUCUGACUUACUUGUUUCCUUAACUGCAAAAUAUGAGUAUCUUGACCUCCCCCCAUCAGUGGUUGAACAUCAUUUCAUGAGGUAACAUGUAAAACCUGCCUGGCACAGAGCCUGCACUCCAUAAAUGGAAGUUAUAAUGACUAAUUGGUAGGAAAAAGCUAAGUAAACCCAGAUGAUGGACACCAGA